This is a messenger RNA of Uranotaenia lowii, 9264 nucleotides long. RefSeq names its product myosin-IIIb-like. The transcript is spliced from 16 exons. Bases 1628 to 7078 code for a protein of 1816 amino acids. Lineage: Eukaryota; Metazoa; Arthropoda; Insecta; Diptera; Culicidae. The record is from RefSeq and is a predicted model, not a curated record. Gene Ontology annotation, molecular function: ATP binding; protein binding; protein kinase activity. Gene Ontology annotation, cellular component: myosin complex. Gene Ontology annotation, biological process: protein phosphorylation.
UUUUAGCGAGACGUUCUUCGUUGCGUUGUUUGGUUUAGGAUUGUUGGGUGCUAGUUUCGAAUUUUUUAAAAGCGCGUGACUGUCUUAAUCACCUAUUAGAGGUUCCGGCCGAAAGGCCGUAUUGGAGAAGAAUAAGAAAAAGUACCAGAUAGCGCGGGUGUACUUGGUGUUGCUUUUUUUUGUGGCCGCUACUGAUGAUGAGUGCAUCUUUCAAUGGGAUGUUGUUUGGUUUGUUCCUUCCGCUAGCGGAUCUUCGAAGCUUCUACCAGACCAUGGAGCUUGCGUGUUGAUGGCCUUAAGAGCGCGCGCUCGUUGUCUGUCUUAGCGCAAAUUAAACCACCUAGCCUAGUCGCUGCCGUACUAAAUAAAGCGCCGAGAUAGCAGUUUCCGUUGUUUUGUGGUCGGUGUUUGUGGAAUUUGAAGCAGCCAGCAGCCACUUUCGGGGUCCAAACUGUGUGCAGGGUGCGGAAUACUUGGUGAUCACACUUGGGUGGUUUUCAGAAAAGAUCUCCGUCUAGAGCACCCUGCUGUGCGCAUGGGAAGAAAGAAGAUUGAAAGAAUUGUCUGAGUCGGGGUUUUCUGUGUGCAAGUGAAAACGCGAUUUACCAUGACAUGAGAAAUUAUUACACCUGGAUAGGCCUCCCAGUGGAUAGUAAGUAGGUAGUGUACCGAUCUUCUUGAAGCGUAGUUUAUGAGCCAAACACGGCGUAUAGUUCAAUCUACGAAACAGUUAAUUAACUGUUGUAGGAAACGAGUGAUUAUCGGAUGAGAGGAGAAUGUUGUUGAAGCCCCACAUCUCUUCCCUAUAGAGUUGUCCAUAUAUUCUUCAAAUUGGAGUGUGAAAAUUUGGCGCCUUAAGAAAAAAGUUCAGACCGCACCGCAAAUCGAAACAGCUGCUCGUUAAAAUUCAAACGUGAAAUACUUGCUCACAGGGCUGUAACAAACGUGACCUUUAUAUUAGUUUGUGAGCGUUUGCUGUUUUUUUGCUACUGCAGUUGUUUAAAUCCAUCAGCUGUUACUUUUUUUUUUUGGUAAACGAAAAGUGAAUGACAUCAGAGGAAUAAAUCGUGGAGUGAAACAACCUAUAACAACAAAAAAGAAAAGCUCUCGCGAACCGAAUGCAACAGUCGAAUGAAGUGGUCAAGAAGAAAGUUUUUCGAGUGAGCUGCUGGGGUUUUUGAACGAGUGGGCUCUGUUUUUCUGUGUUUGUGAUUGUUUUGGAGAUCCCGCUAAGCCAGAUUGUUCACCUAGAGGUGAUUAUUGAUUUUUGAUGUAACGAUUUUCUCGUAACGUUUAGGCGGAUGUCAGAAUUGGAUUGAAGCACCCAGAGAGCGCCAAUUUUUAUAGAAAUCUUCUCAAAUACAGAUCGCCGCUGAAAUUUGAAGAAACAAAUCGUUUGGCUUUAUGUUCGGAUCAAUGAAGGAAGGUCAACAGUGAGUCGUUUUUUUUUUCUCGCUUUCCGAACCUCGAAACAUGAGCCACCUUUGGAAGCCGGAAUCCAUGGGUUUUGCAGAUGUUGCCAAAGUUGGCUGGAUGUAAGUGAAGAAGAAGGGAAAACGUCGGCUGGUUGGAUGCUGCCUAGAGAUUUGAACAUUCGGACAAAUUGCUGUGGAUUUGAAAAAGGAAUAUGGCCUACCAUGGGCUGUCGCAGCACGUGGACUUUGCGCGACUUCCGAGCCCGGCUGAGCGCUUCGAGCUGCUGGAUUUGAUCGGCGAAGGAACCUACGGGGAAGUCUACAGCGCCAAGGACAAACACAAUGGACGCAAGUACGCGGUCAAGAUUCUCGAAAGCAUUGCCGAUAACAUCGAGGAAAUCGAAGAAGAAUAUCUCGUACUGCGAGAUCUUUCCAAACAUCCCAAUAUUCCAGAUUUUGCGGGAUUAUUCCUGAAACGUGGCGCAACUGUUGAAGAUGACCAGCUCUGGUUUGUCUUGGAGCUAUGUACCGGCGGCUCGGUAACGGAUCUGGUCCAAGGACUUCGAAAUCGAGGUGCCCGCCUGACCAACAACCAAAUUGCCUACAUUCUAAGAGAAACCGUACAUGCCUUGGUGUUUCUCCAUGAAAACCACUGCAUGCAUCGGGACAUCAAGGGUCACAACAUCUUGCUGACCGAAAAUGGACAAGUCAAACUGGUUGACUUCGGUGUCAGCACCCACCUGGCCGCUACCAUGGCCAGACGGAAUACUUCCGUUGGUACACCGUAUUGGAUGGCACCGGAAGUUAUAGCCUGCGAACAACAGUUGGAUCAGUCCUAUGAUUCUAGGUGUGACGUGUGGUCAAUUGGGAUUACGGCCAUUGAGUUGGCCGAAGGUGAUCCUCCGCUCUGUGAACUCCAUCCAAUGAGAGCGUUGUUCCAAAUUCCUAGGAAUCCACCCCCGAGAUUGGCUCAUCCGGAACACUACUCCGCGAUGCUAUCGGAUUUUAUAUCCGAGUGUUUGGUCAAAGAUUUGGAGCAGAGACCGUUUUCUAAGGAGUUGAUCACCCAUCCGUAUCUGAAAGCCGUUGGACCUUACGUAGAACAAGUCCGUCAAGAGUUGAAAAGUGAAAUUCAGAGACAGAGAAACGAUGGGCGUGCUCCAAGGCAAGCUGAAGCAACAACCAAGUAUGGUAAACUUAAAUCUGAUCGCAAAUCGAAGCCUCAGAAGAUGUAUAUGGACGAUUUGGCAGCACUGGAUGUCUUAACCGAGGAAACGAUCGUCGAACAGUUGCAAAAACGCUUUGAGACCAGCCAAAUCUACACUUAUAUUGGAGACAUCCUGGUAGCGGUGAAUCCAUUCGCCCAUCUGGGACUGUAUACUACUUACCAUCAGAUGAAAUAUGCAGCCAAAACUAGAUCGGACAAUCCGCCUCACAUUUUUGCCGUAGCAGAUGCUGCCCACCAAGCACUUGUACAUCAGAAACAAAAUCAAGCUAUCGUCAUUUCCGGAGAAAGUGGUUCCGGAAAGACUGAGAGUGCCAAUCUGCUUCUCAAGCAACUCGUUUACCUAGGCAAAGCUGUUACCAAAAACCUGGAAGAGCGAAUCCUUCAGGUUAAUCCCAUCAUGGAAGCGUUCGGCAAUGCCCGAACAGGGAUCAACUCUAACAGUUCCCGCUUCGGAAAGUACCUUGAACUGACGAUGGCACGCAGUGGAAAAGUUAAUGGAGCUCGUAUAUUUGUUUACCUCUUGGAACAAAGUCGGGUGGUGAAACAGGCUGAAUCCGAAGGAAAUUUUCACGUUUUCUACUACAUGUACGAUGGUCUCCAGGCUGAAAAGCGAUUGGAAGAGUACUAUUUGCAUCCUUCAUACCGGAAGACGCAUCGCUACCUUCAGGAAACGGUAACCCUACCCAAGACCAACGUUGAACGUUGGAAACAGCUGCUGGCAAGCUUCAAGGUACUCGGCUUUAGAGAUGACGAGGUGGACAUGGUCAACCGGGUACUGGCGGCCAUUUUGAACCUUGGGGACAUGGAAUUUGGAGAGGUUGAUUCUAACGAUAACACCGAUAGUAAGGCUAGGGUCAUUGACGUUGCUCCGAUGCAUCGAGUUUCCAAGCUGCUGGGAGUUGAGGCUGCGGACCUACUGGAAGCUUUAACCUCAAAUUCGGUUGUCACUCGUGGUGAAACCAUAACUCGUCACAACAACGUUGCUGAAGCUUGCACGGCAAGAGAUGCCAUGGCCAAAGGACUCUACGGCCGGCUAUUCGAUUGGAUGGUUAAUCAGAUCAAUCUUCUGCUUGUUCACAACAGACCAAACAACAGCUCCGAACAACUUGCAGUGGGUCUGUUAGACAUUUUUGGAUUCGAGAAUUUCCCGAAAAACUCGUUUGAGCAGCUUUGUAUCAAUAUCGCCAACGAGCAGAUUCAGUACUACUUCAAUCAACAUAUAUUUACUUGGGAGCAACAGGAAUACAUGGCAGAAGGAAUCCCAGUGGAUCUAGUGGAGUUCGCGGAUAACCGACCAGUACUGGACAUGCUCCUAAGCAGACCUCUAGGUUUGCUAGCUUUGCUGGACGAAGAAUCUCGCUUCCCGAGGUCCAAUGAUCGGUCACUUAUUGAAAAAUUCCACAACAACAUCAAAUCCAAGUUUUACCAGCGUCCUAAAUCGGACGCCGUAUGUUUUGCAAUCCACCACUUCGCGGGUCGGGUAGUUUACCAGGCCGAUGGAUUCCUGGAGAAGAACCGCAACUUCCUGCCGGCUGAGAUUAUUCAGCUCAUACGCCAGAGUCAGUACGACAUGAUACGCUUCCUGUUCCAGUGUCCCAUAACCAAGACCGGCAACUUGUAUUCAGCCAUCCAGGACACCGGUUCGAGACAGAAUGUUUCCAGCUUCAUUAAGGUGGAUACUAAGGAAAAGUUCAACUCCCGAGGUUUGGCUUCCCAAUCGAGGGCCCAACAGACUGUAUCCACCUAUUUCCGUUACUCGUUGAUGGAUCUGCUGCAAAAGAUGGUCACCGGAACGCCUCAGUUCAUCCGUUGCAUCAAACCCAACGACUCCAAGGCAGCCAAAACCUUUGAACCGACCAAGGUACUCAAACAGCUACGCUACACCGGAGUGCUCGAAACGAUCCGUAUCCGUCAGCAUGGUUUCAGCCAUAGACUGGCGUUUGCUGAAUUCUUAAAGAGAUACUACUUCCUCGGGUACGGAUUCGAGGAACGCGUCGUCGCUAGCCGAGAGUCGUGUCGUUUACUUUUAGUGCGCCUAAAAAUGGACGGAUGGGCUCUCGGAAAGUCCAAGGUGUUCCUCAAAUACUACCACAUCGAGUACCUGUCCAAGCUGUACGAGGAACAUGUACGCAAAAUUGUGUUGGUACAGGCGUGCGUGCGUCGUUGGCUGGCCAAGGCAAUGCUCAAGCGAGAGAGGCAACAGAAACAGCGGGCCGCCGUUAGUGCCGUGACGCUUCAGAAACAUGUCCGAGGCUGGUUGACCCGGCGUCGCAUGAACAAGCUGCUUCGCGAAAAGCAGGAAAAAGAGCGACAGGAGAAGGAAAGGCUAGAGAAGGAGCGGAUCGCACGGGAGAAGAAGAAUAAUGAACAAAACAAAGCUAAACAGGCUUUCGCAAAGGCCAAGCUCAUUCACCAGAUGUCCAAUGGCGAUUUGAUCAAAUCGAGCGACAAGACUCACAUGGACAUGAACAACAAGGAGAACGAAAAGGCAGCAAUCGUCAUACAAAGCUACUAUCGUGGAUAUACGAUUCGCAAAAUGAAAAUGACUCCGGAACUGGAAGCAAAAACCAAAUAUAUUUUAGGUAUUGCUAAAAACCGCGUUGAAGCCCAGAGGAUGAUGCAAAAGGAAGGUUUCUCCAAGGAGGACGCCGCUCGAAUCAUCCAGCGCUACUAUCGAACUCACAAGAGCAAAAACAACGGCAACCGGGACAGUGGCAACCGGAAGAAGGGACCUGCCCCACAACCGGUGAAGCCUCUCUCCACCAAGGACCAACAGAUGGAGCUGAUAUCAUUCUCACAAAAUGUGCACAUGUUGAACCAGGAAGUGCAUAAGAAUCUGCGCUCCAAUAAGACCGGGGUCCCGCUGGAAGCUGUCGAGAAACUUCCAAGUGAUUACAAACGGCCACCUGGGUUUGUUUUGGUGCCCGGAUUGCUGGGAACGGUUCCCGGUGGGGAGUUUGCCAAGUUUUCACUGCGCAGCUCCGGGGAUUGUGACCACGAGUUGACCAAGGAGGUUAUCCAGAGACCGCCCACGCCACCGGGCACCGAAUUCGACGACGUUUCGCCGUGGGAUAUGCCCUUCUACGAGCUGGAACGGAAUCUCCGUUCGCAAAGACAACGGAACCCGCAGCAGCAGCAACAGCAAAGGAUCGACAUCAAUCGGAACGACAUUCUCGGUGACCGCAAGCUGGAACUGAACGAGCGCAAACAGCAAUUGUCCAGCAACUGGCACCAGGCGUUUCCGCAUCACCAUGGGCAGUCGGAACCGACAUCUGGGUCCGGAUCCGGUUCCGGUUCCUCUGGGUCGCACCACCAUCAGGAUCACAAGUUCAAGGGGAUGGUCAGAUCCAACAACCACAACGAACCGUCUCAAGUUCGUCACAUCCCCGCCUUCAGCUAUCUGAAUCCGAACGCCCCUCAACUACUACGUUACUCACCGAACAGCGAACAGCAACCAUCAUCGCCACACCAUUCCCACAAGCAGCAAUAUCACCGCGACAGCAGUAGUGGAGCCACGCCAACGAGCGACGUCAGCAGAAACAGCCAUCGAUACAACGAGAUGAUAUCACAGUACGUACAGCAGCAGCUGCAGCGAUCGGCACGGGAUCACGCCAAGGCCAAGAAGCUUAGCAAGAGUGAAUCCAAGGUGAAGGAGAAAGAGAACAAGGAGAAGAAGAAGAAAGAGAAAAAGGCCAAGAAAGAUAAGGAAAAAUCCAAUUCGGAGGAGAAGUCUCGCAAGGAGUCGAAGAAGAAGGCUCCGAUGCCGAAUCCGCAGCCUCAACAGCAGGUGCCGCAGAAACGGAUGAUCGAACAUCAUGAGUAUCAGAACAUUUCGGAAGAGACCAAAAUAGACAGCAAGAGUCCGGUCAUGAGAAUGUUUGGGGAUACAAACUUCCUGCUGAACCAUAGACGCAAAUCUUCGGGUCCGAAAGAGAGUGGCCUAAGUUGUGGUCAAGGAGUUUGUGAACUGCUCAACGGAGUGUAUCGCUUUAGUCCUCAUGUGACCUCGUUUGACGAGUUGGAAUCGAAUAAGGGAAGUGACAACCGAUCACAUGCAUCGACGUUGGAUUCGAAGGAGUAUCAGAACUUGAACGUUUCCAAGUACUUGAACAUUGACGUAAAGACACCGAAUUUGAGAACCGUAAGAAAUCCGCAUCAUCAGUACCAAUAUCAUCACGGACAUCACUACUCCGGACAUCUAAGUUCUAAUAGUAGCAGCUUAAGCGGGGGAAGUAGUGGCUCGAAUUCGUUGAAUUCGUUCGAUUCCGUUGAACAGGCAAUCAUCUUCCAGAAGAACAAAAACGCGGACUCUUACCUGGGACCGUUUAACUUCCGGCAGCUGCUGAGGCCUACCCAAGGUCCCACGGAAUCACUCCGAAAGCGCAAAGGUAUCAAUCCUGGAUCACCACCUCCACUACAAAGGGGUAAAAGUUAAACGUUGAAUGUUGAUUUGUAAAAGUGAUCGAAAUUGAUCCCCGCCUCAUGUUCUGCAUUUUCGGGGUUUAUGUUUAGGUUAGAAAGUUUCUGUUCGAUUGGUUUGAGCAUUGAUUUUUCACGUUUUUUUUUGUUUUCGAGAUUUUAUCUAACUUAUUCGGUGUGAUUUCCAAAACGCUGAUAGACCAACUCGUUCUGCAUUCUGUCUUAAGGUUUGAAGAAAAACUGAAAACGAUAGAACAUUGCGUGUUUGAAGAAAUUCCGGUCACAAUAGUUUUAGACUUCAUUCAAAUCAUGGGAGUUUUCACACUUUAAAUGAAAUUGCUCGUUCUAAGGGCUUAACAGAAGAUUCUUUUAACAUUGAAAAUAUUACUCUUAUUUCUUGAAAUUUCAAUAUUAUUAAUAAGCAAUGCAACUUUGUUGAACUUAAAAACUCAAUCAUUUAUUUUUCAAAACUCCGUUGGUAAACAACUACUUUUAUCGAUUUUUGAAAUCUUCUUUAGAUCUUCGAAUUACGCAAAAUAUAUGAAUGCAGAACGAUUUUAGGUCUAUCGUAGAUUUUCGCUUGUUUUUAAUAUCAAUUUGAUGAAACACUACAAUCAUUAAAUUUAUCUACUACCACUAUCUUGAUUAUUUUGAAAACAUCAUUGGUUUGACUUUCUUCACAUUAUUUAACUAAUGAUCCUACUUUGCAUGUUCAAGAUAAGCAAAUCAAUCUCAUUCAGUCAACUUUUUUUUCAACCAUAGCUUUUCUACAGACUUUCCGGGGGUAUUAGUUUCCUUGAGAUCGCGCUGAGGGGUAAAACUUGCACAUUCCGAUUCUUGGUUCUUAGCUAUUCUCUGUAGCCGCAAAACCGUUUAUUGACUUUGCAAGGUUCCACUUUUUUUGUGCUGGUGGGAUCAAACUGAACUGCAUUUUCUUCCAGGGGACAAGAAAGUUAUUCCCCACGGGCAUAGUUUUUCAUCAUCCUGAAAAUUGGUCUUAACAAAAGGAAAAAAAACUAACGGAGAAAUUUCUCAAGGAAAAAAUAUUUAUUUAUUCUUUACACCAAUUACUAAGAGAUGUUUUCAAUUUUAAAUAAUUAAAAAAUUUACAAGAAUUUGUAAAAAAAGACUGUUUUUUAAUUUUGAGAUUUUUAAAGAAAUUCUCAGCUUUCCGUGCCCUCAGCAAUUUAUUCAAUGCACGUCUUAUCUCCGUUUUCCACCAAUUGCUUGUCGUCUGGGGUGAAAAUUUCUCAAUUGUUUUUAAAUGAAUGAAAAAUCCUUGCAGCUAAACGUUCCGCGGGCACAAAGAAAGUGCAGGAAAUUACCCAACCGCCAGUUACGGGAGCAUAAUAACAGACCUUGCGGAAUGUGUGAGUCGGGCGAGAAGAUGCUCUUGAAAAUAAAUUAAAUUCUCGCUUCGUCAGAGAACAGGACCGAUCCUUCAGAAGCGGUAAGAAAUAAAAGUUUAAUCCUUCACCGUGGAAUUUAUUUUCAAUAAAACGAAAACAGGUCCUUCACUUUACAAAAUUUGGCUUCGGUAGCCCUUUCUUAGGAAAAACGUUACCUGUUUCUCGGUUAGAAAACUUCUGAAAUCUAUAGACCCUAGAUCUUUACUGUUCCAUAUGUAUUAUUAUUAUUUAUUCCUUAUACUUUAUACACAGUUAAACGCUUAACAUAAGAUACCACUUUAAAGAUACCACAUUGGGGAAGAAUAAUGACUAAGAUAAGUUUAACAAUGAAAAACAAAAGGAACAAAAUCUCUUUACAUCCUAUGUAACCAAAGAUAGCAAAUUGGAUUUACCUUCGUCUUUAUUUAGCCUGUAAGAAGCACCCGAGUUAUCCAUUAGUUGUGUUUAUCAUGGCGUAAAUCUAAAUAUUAAAAAUAAAACAAAAACCUCAAAAGUGUUGUAUACCAAGUUAAAAACAAAUGUUGACCAUUUUUGUACACCCGAAAAAAAAAGAAAAUAGACAGAUACACUCAUGUUAGAAGGCAUCCAUCGAUGUACAUAUGAAGUUUUUUGUGUAUGUAACAUAUGAUUGAAUGUAAGUGGGUAAUUGCUAUUAAGUUGCUAGUUUGGCCAUCGGAACAAUCGAAAUCUUUGUUUCGUUACGAGAAUAACCAAAAACAAGUGGACUUCAACACAAUCAAGGGCAUAUUACUGUUAAAUAAAAGCAACUUUGGAAUUUAAUUUCUCUAAAUAA